Rhagoletis zephyria (snowberry fruit fly) is the source of this 1030-nucleotide messenger RNA. RefSeq lists its product as uncharacterized. The record is from RefSeq and is a predicted model, not a curated record. Lineage: Eukaryota; Metazoa; Arthropoda; Insecta; Diptera; Tephritidae.
GGCCGCACUAAAAUUUUUGAACGCUGGCAGCAUUGACAUGCGCCAUUUUCUUCUUUCUCCCUUUUGACAAACGUUGACAAACGAUGUGAAAAAUUUCACAAAUGGUGCGAAGCGUGAUUUGGUGGUGAUUUAAAAGCGAAAUUUGCUUGAAAAAAUCACAUAGAUUUGCACUAAAAUAGUUGCAAUCUGUAGAAUAAGUGUUGAGCUUCAAAUUGCAGUAUUUUCGUCAGUGUGGAAAAAACCAUAAAUCGUCGAAAGAUUGGCAAAAAAAUUGGAGCACUUUAAUUUGUCUGUCGUGUGAGACGAUUGAAAACCGAGACAAAGCAACGACAGCAUUUCGCCAGACACCAUCAAAAAUUAUUUUGUUGGCUGAAUUCAAAGUGAAUCAUAUUUCCCAACAUCCAACAUGUCUGGCAGUGAGGAUGGACAAUUGCAAAGUCCUGGCUACGAUAAUUAUGCAUUAAGGCCAAAAAGUGUGUACAUGUCCAAAGAACGAUGCGCGCGAUGGCCACCAUCAAAUCACAUUAAAUCUAUAAAAGCUAUAAAAUAUAAAACAAAAAUUACAAAUAAUUCUUAAAAAAUGUCAUGAAAAUGUAAACAUGAACUCGUAAAUUCCUCGUAAUGUUGAUGCAAAAAUAAUAUAAAUGGUAUGAAGAAUAAUAGUCGAUACAAGUGUGAAAUCUUUGCGUAGCAGUCUGACAUAUACCCCACACAUCACGUCGCAUUUCGUCUAAACAGCGAUGGUGCACGCGCAUGAUCGUCAGCACCGUAACAAGACGCUAUACAAGAUUCUAAGUGGCUUUGUAAGGGAGAGAGUCCAGCCUAAUGUAUUCCUGUUACCCUGUAAAAUCGGAAGUGUGGUGUAAACCCUAGCCUAUUAUCAACAAUAUAAUAAUGGCUGUUUGACCAGCUGAUCAACUUCUUGUCAUACAUUCCUGCACAGUUAAUGCAAGGCAACCACAAAUUAAGUGGCAUGAGCGAUUUUCCUCACUAGCCAUGAUGACGUCUACGCAGGUGGGUGCGACAGAAA